GCGAGUGCCCGCCCAGGCUCUCCGACAUCCCCGCGCCCUGCGGCCCCAUACCGAGCUGGACACCGCAGAGACCAGCCGCUCCCAGUGGACCGAAUCCCCAUCGAUACGCGGAUGGCGGCCGACGGCGGCCGGUGCACCGCCCGCGCCCCACCCAGGAGCCAGCGUUCCGCAGGGAGGCCCGCCUUCCGGUUGGCAGCGCCUCCCGCGAGAAGUCCUUCCUCCGCACGUGCAUGGACUCGCUGAGCAGCUGCGGCUGCUCCGACACCGACAGGAGGGAGGUGCAGCCUCGCCCGCCGGAGCUCCAGCGCGGAGGAGCAGCAGCGCGCAACGCGUCGCCGCACGCGAGGGAGAAGCCCAUGGAGCGGUCUGGCAUCGGCGCUGGUGCGCUCGUGGUGGUGCAGGAGGAGUUUGACGGCGAGGGGCACGACGCGCUCAGGUUCAAGAGAGGGCAGCAGGGCGUGGUGGCAGAGACCGACGACGAGGGCAAUUUGCUUGUCCAGUUCCAGGACCACAAGCGAAAGCAGUGGAUCUUCAAGAAGGACUUGAAGAAGUUGAAGGUCACGGGCUACCACGCGGAGGCCUCCGCAGUGGGCGGCUUCGCGCCGAGCGCCGUCGCGACGGAGCUGCACUACCUGAUCCCCGAGAGCGGGGUCUUCGAGCGCGGCUUCGGCAGCGCCACCAUCGAGGCCUACGGCGAGGAGGUCGACUGGGCCUUGGCCGACGAGUACCUCAAGGUGGACGGCGACGCGGAGCUGGCGAACCUGAAGGCCGACGACGAGGUACUGAGCAAGCUGCAGGCGCUCUCGGCGCUGCACGUCUUCAUGGAGGCGGACCUGGAGCCGUUCAGCACGGUGGCGGAGCGCGACAGGGCGUUGGCGGACUACAUCGCCGACAUGUGCUAUGUGCAGCAGGCCAGCUUCAUGAAAGCGAGCUACCUUUUCAACGGGUUCAUGCACAUCUUCGAGGACCACAGGCACCUGGCCGCAGCAGACGCCCCGAUGAGCUCCUUGCUGUCCCCGUGGACGCCCCAGGCGCAGACCCAGACGCCAGCUGGCACGAGGUCAAGUUCUGGAGCAAGAGCGAGGGGCUUACGCCUCAGCACAAUUCCAAAGGCAGAGUUUGUACAGACGGAUCCUGUCUAG
Prorocentrum cordatum is the source of this 1142-nucleotide messenger RNA. NCBI's taxonomy places the organism in Eukaryota, Dinophyceae, Prorocentrales, Prorocentraceae. The record is from the annotation of a GenBank genome assembly.